Molecule: messenger RNA, 1308 nt
Organism: Thelazia callipaeda (thelaziosis nematode)
Lineage: Eukaryota; Metazoa; Nematoda; Chromadorea; Rhabditida; Thelaziidae
Source: the annotation of a GenBank genome assembly
AUGAAUGAAAUCACGCUUGAAGGUGCACUUCAAGCAACAACUUCAAGUUAUUGUUCUUCAUUUGAUCAGUUACUUACCAAAAUUUCUAAUUUGAGACGAGCUCAACUCACUUUUGAUAAAGACUUUGCAGUAGUACCAAAUUAUGAAAAAGGAUGGUGUAAACUGUUUGCUGAUUUUAUUGCUGGAAACGUUUCCUGCAAUUCGAAAGCAUGUGCUGCCCACAGUGAUGACAUGUUAUGGUACGUAUCUGCGCAUCAAAUCAGUUCAGAUUUUUACAUUGAUCAGGUAGUAAAUCUUUGCUUGAUUAAUAGAAAUCGUUUGCAAGUAUAUAGACGUCAAAGUCCUAAUAGGCCUCUGCUCUAUGAUCCUUCGAUAAAUUGGGAGGAGACUGUUUGUUUGAAUGUUAUACUUCAGCAGUUGGAUUUUCAUGUUACCUGUGCCGUUUGCACCAGGACAAGUCCACAGAAUUUGCAGAUUUUACGGAAAAAUUGUCAGCGUGUUUAUCCAUCGCCAAGUAAACGACAAAUGGAUAGCAAAGGUGAAUGUGAAGAAAUCACUUAUCCCAGAAUUUAUUUUGCCAUUGAUGACUUUGAACAGAUCUUCAGCGAUGUGGUAGUUCGAGAUGGAGAAUGUGUUUGUGUUGAAUUGGUAGCUAGAGAUAGAUGUAAAAAGUAUGAGGUCGCAGUUUUUCUCGGUUCCAUAAGAUACGAAGUUUUGAAACAGGUUUAUGACGCACGGGUAUCUCUUUCGUGGCAGUGGGCACAAAAAAUUGUCAGCUCAAAUCAACGACGUCGUGAAUUCGUUCGUAUGAGAGGACCUCAUGGAAAAGGAUAUGCUGAAAUGGCGGUCAUGCGUGUUUCAAACUGUGGUUAUGAAACUCCGUUGUCAGAGCAGUUAUUGAGUUUUGAAAGUAUUAGUAAGUGUGGAAUAAGGCGGAUGUCAGAUACAAAUUUAAAUCAUUAUCCACAGCGACCCAUAGUAAUACCUGGUUCAUCAGAAGGACAUAAUCGUGGACGACGCUGGCAGAGUGAAACUGAUUCUCUAAAUCAGUUCCCAGAAGUUGAAGCGAGUAGCAUUGAUGAUGAGUUAAAUGAAGGCGUAAUGAGUCGUCUAUGGUCCGUUAAGGGUUUCGGUCAAGCAUGGCAUUGGCUUCGAGAGAAGCGAAGAUCAGAAAGUACGCCAUUGAACGCAUUUUUGACCUACAUCACUCUUCCGUGCUCAGCUAUUCUUGACGACAUCUUGUUGGAGCAACCUCGUCGACCGAUUCUCACUUUUGACCUGAGUAAUUUAGAGUUAAAAUCUGACUGA